This is a messenger RNA of Sugiyamaella lignohabitans, 927 nucleotides long. It is a transcript of the gene GVP36, whose product is annotated as Gvp36p. The transcript has a single exon. Gene Ontology annotation, molecular function: protein binding. Gene Ontology annotation, cellular component: cytoplasm. Bases 1 to 927 code for a protein of 308 amino acids. NCBI's taxonomy places the organism in Eukaryota, Fungi, Ascomycota, Dipodascomycetes, Dipodascales, Trichomonascaceae. The record is from RefSeq and is a predicted model, not a curated record.
AUGAGUGGCUUCGAUUUCAACAAGUCUUUCCAAUCUCUGCAAGGCAGCGUAUCCGGCAUUAGCCAAUCGUUCACUCCUUUCGCUAAGCGUACUACUCGUUUGAUUCAAGAGAGACUUGGAAAUGCUGAAGACAAAACCGAAUUGCCUGAGGAAUAUCUUGAGCUUGAACGUCGUAUCGAUGCUUUGAAGUUGGUUCACCAAAAGUUAUUGUCGGUCACUUCUCAAUAUGAGAAUGAAGGCUACGACUAUCCUCCUAACUUACGUGAAUCAUUUGUUGAUUUGUCUCGUACGAUUUCUGAGAAGGUGACUACUUUGUCUCAUGCCCAGUCGGCUCAAGAAGCUCAAAAUAUUCUUACUAGCCCUGGUUCCCAGAAAGAGCCCAAGACUCUUAACCAUGCUCUUGGCAGAGCUGCUUUGGCUGGUUCCGAAAGUCUUUCUUCUUCUUCAGACUCUCAACCUCUUGCUAAUGCUCUCCAAAAGUAUGCUGUUGCUGAAGAGAAAAUCGGUGAAGCCCGUUUGAGCCAAGAUCAACUCAUUGUCACCAGAUUCAAUGCUGCUUUCACCACUACUCUCAACACUUCAAUCCAAUUUGCUACCAAGGCUAGAAGAAAUGUCCAAAAUGCUCGUUUGACUUUGGACGCUGCUAAGGCCAGUGCCAAGGUUGCCAAACCUGAGAAGCAAGCUGCUGCCCAAAUCGAAGUUGAACAUGCUGAAGACGAAUUUGUGGCUGCUACUGAGGAAGCUGUCAGCGUUAUGAAGAAUGUCCUUGACACUCCCGAGCCUCUUAGAAACUUGUUGGAGUUGAUUACUGCUCAAUUGGCUUUCCACAAGGCUGCUUCUGAGAUUCUUGGCGAUCUACUGCCUGAGAUUGAGACCUUACAAAGUGAGCAAGAAUCCACAUACCGCAAGAGCCGUGAAACUUCAUAA